AUGGCUCCGAGCAACAGCUGCGUGGCCCACGUGGAGGAGGAGCGGCUCCUGGUGAAGGAGAAGAACAAGUUGAGGAAGCCGAUGGUGGAGAAGAUGCGCCGCGACCGCAUCAACAGCAGCAUCGAGCAGCUCAAGGUCCUGUUGGAGAGGGAAUUCCAGAGGCACCAGCCCAACUCCAAGCUGGAGAAAGCCGACAUCUUAGAGGUGGCCGUCAGUUACCUGAAGCAGCAGCGCCAAAUUCAGGGCCAAGCAUUCAACUCUAAGAAUCCGGAACUCGAUUUUAACACCGGCUACCUGCAUUGCUUGAGAGAAGUGAUCUUUUUCUUCUCCUUCUGCGAUCCCAAGCGAGAAACCCAAACGCGGCUGAUCAAGCACUUCUGCAAGGUCCACGUGAUAGCAGAUUCCAUGCGCCCAGCUGUCGCAAUGGGCUGCCUGCCACCCUCUUCUCGCCCGGUGUCCAAGAAGCCUUCUACCCACAAGAGCUUGCCGGCUAACAGUGCCUCCAUUUGGAGACCGUGGUAGAAGUUCUGAUGGACAUCCUGGACAAAAACCAGAGAGCUUAAGGACAAACUCACUCACUAGCCCAGAGGGAUCGGUGAUUUUAGCAUCCCUCUUGAAAAAGUAGGAAACUUUAUUUCCGAGGAGAAGAGUGGGGUUCUUUUUCUGUAGGAAGAAAUAUUUCAGUUUUGUAAAAAAUCAGUUUCCUUCAUAGUGAAGGGGUGUUCAUGCAUCGUGCCCUGGAUGCGUUGCUUUUAUUAGGGUUGUAACAGAGAAGCGCUGUCUUUUUUACCUUUGCGGGGCAAAAUGAAAACAAAACAAACCCCGGUUAGGUUUCCUGGAAGGAUGCCUUCCUGACGUCAGAGGCAUUUUGCCAAGAAUUGCCACAGCAUCUGAUGGCGGAAUGACAGAUUUUGGCUCUGUUUGUGUUGGCCUUCGGGGAGAAGGGGGAUUUGUAGAUGGGAAGGGGGGGUAUCAUUUGUAUCAAUGUAUUGAGAAAGUUAUUUUGAUAACGAAAGGGACUUUUCCUUAGAUUUGCUCUCUCUGUGUGUGCUUCUCUCAUUCUGAGAGGGAAUAGGAUGCCUUUUGUAAAGGAAAAACACCUACCUGUAUCUUUCUUAAAGAGAAAGCGUUGUGAGUGUCUCAUGCUGGGAGGACGUUAACUUACUAGAAUGCUUUUAUAAAGUGAUGGUGCGUUCAUCACACCAGACGGUAAAUGUAAUUUGAAUGCCUUUGUGGGUCAUGUCAAUAAAAAUUGCAUAGAUAUGA
Molecule: messenger RNA, 1266 nt
Organism: Varanus komodoensis (Komodo dragon)
Lineage: Eukaryota; Metazoa; Chordata; Lepidosauria; Squamata; Varanidae
Product: transcription factor HES-5-like
Exons: 3
Coding region: 1-522 (173 amino acids)
Biological process (GO): regulation of transcription by RNA polymerase II; anterior/posterior pattern specification; regulation of neurogenesis
Cellular component (GO): nucleus
Molecular function (GO): protein dimerization activity; DNA-binding transcription factor activity, RNA polymerase II-specific; RNA polymerase II cis-regulatory region sequence-specific DNA binding
Source: RefSeq, a predicted model, not a curated record